AAGCUGCUGAAGCUCCCACCGGGUUCCAGAGCCAUGGAGGUAGCGAUGCCUAAGGACCUGCAACAGGAUGCUAUCCUAGCCGAGAAGCGGUACAAGGAGCUGUGCAGGCAGGGACGGAUCUUCGACGCCAGGAGCAGGAUCAUCUCGGGAGACACACAAGCCUGGGAUGUUCAAGUUCAUGAACAGAAGAUAAAAGAAGCAACUGAAAAGGCUAGGCAUGAAACUUUUGCCGCAGAAAUGAGGCACAAUGACAAAGUCACGUGCAUACUCCAGGACCGGGAACGGAGGGACAGGAAACAACUCUGUUGCGCUAUCAAUAACUUCCAGCAGACCUUUCAGAAGCCAGAAACUCGCCGUGAGUUUGAUUUGUCUGACCCACUGGCUCUCAAGAAAGAUCUCCCAGCCCGGGUGUCAGACAGUGACAGGAGGAACACCAUAUCAGGAAUGCAGAAGUUCAUGGGAGAGGACUUAAACUUCCACCAGAGGAAGAGGUUCCAAGAAGAGCAGAACAGAGAAUGGUUCCUGCAACAGCACAGAGAGUGGGAGAGAGCACGGGCUGACCACAAGCUUGCAGAAGACCUCCACACGCAGACAAGACUGAAGUUUGAUGAAACAGCCAGAGGCCUGCAGAAGCUGGAAGUCUUAACCAGAAGGGAGGUCUGUGCAGCCACGAAAGAGUUCAACAAGAGCCAGGUUAUGGAGUUGACAGAAAGGAAGAGGCAAGAGAAGCAAAAAGAGCAAGAAGACAAUAUGGCUGAGAUCACCAACCUGCUGCAUGGCGACCUGCUCUCUGAGAACCCACAUCAGGCAGCCAGCUCCUUCGGGCCUCACCGUGUGGUCCCUGACCGCUGGAAGGGCAUGAGCCAGGAGCAGCUGGAGGAAAUCCGCUUCACUCAGAAGCAACAAAUCCAGGAGAAGCUGAGGCUUCAGGAGGAAGAACACCAGCGCAGCAUGGACUGGGACCGACGCAGGAUCCAGAAGGCUCGUACCAGCCUGCUGCAUGAGCGUCAGCAGCAACGCUUCCAACGGGAACUGCGCAGGGCCCUGGACUGCAGCAACCUCAGCCUGGCCAGGGAGCAGUAUUUACAGAAAAAACAAAUUAAUGAAGCCUCCACAAGUCAACCCACAGAAGAUUUUUUCUCACAGUUUAAUACAAGAAGCCGCUAACAGAAAAGACUCCCCUUUUCUUGUUGAUGGUAGUGUAGUCCCCUAGGAAUCACACUUAUUUCAAAGUGAACCUGCUCCUUGGUGUGAGUUGGACCCCCAAACUUUGAGAUUCCAAUGUAUCCAGGUGGGCACCCAAAAGACUCAGACUCCAGACCAGAAGAUGCAACAAGCAAGAAGAUUUUAUUCCACGUUUGCACAAAUGGGCUCCUAAGCCAGGGGAGGCAGAGAAGCCCUGAGCAGCUAUUACAAGCUCUUUUUAAAGGCAAAAA
This is a messenger RNA of Mesocricetus auratus (golden hamster), 1436 nucleotides long. It is a transcript of the gene Ribc2, whose product is annotated as RIB43A domain with coiled-coils 2. The transcript has 7 exons. NCBI's taxonomy places the organism in Eukaryota, Metazoa, Chordata, Mammalia, Rodentia, Cricetidae. The coding region runs from base 34 to 1167 and encodes 377 amino acids. The record is from RefSeq and is a predicted model, not a curated record.